Molecule: messenger RNA, 4227 nt
Organism: Oncorhynchus kisutch (coho salmon)
Lineage: Eukaryota; Metazoa; Chordata; Actinopteri; Salmoniformes; Salmonidae
Product: basement membrane-specific heparan sulfate proteoglycan core protein
Exons: 25
Coding region: 83-4198 (1371 amino acids)
Biological process (GO): immune response; cell surface receptor signaling pathway
Cellular component (GO): external side of plasma membrane
Molecular function (GO): transmembrane signaling receptor activity
Source: RefSeq, a predicted model, not a curated record
CGUGAACUAAUCCGUCUGUCAUCGUAUAAGAAGUAGAGGGGUUUGUCAGAAGAACUGUAGUUCAGAGUUCCAGCAGGACAGAAUGGAGUCCACCUUGAUCUGUGUGUUACUCUUGCUGAAUACAUACAUCAACUCUGGACACUCUGAAGAUGAUGAUGCUCUGCCCACGGCCUCAGUGAAGAUAGUCAAUCCACAGAGUCUCCUCUACCCUGGAGAGACAGUCACUCUGCAGUGUGACAUAUCAGACUACACAGACUGGACGUACCGCUGGUUCAGAGACAACCAUCACCUUCCCAGUCAGACCAGUAAAGCCAUAGAUAUCACCAUCCCCAUCACUCAGACUGGUCAGGCUGGUCAGUACAGAUGUGAGGGGCUGAGGACAGAUCGGCCACAGAGGUCACAACCCAUUGUUGUCGUCACCAUCAGUGUCACUGCUCUUCCCAACUCUACUCUGACUGUGAAGCCAAACCCUGCAUUCACUGGAGAGAAAGUCACUCUGAAGUGUUCAGUGACGUAUGACAGUAGCUGGAACUAUCAGUGGUACAAAGACUGGAAUUUUAAUGUAGUACCCCAGUCUGUCAGUCACACUAUAACAGGAGACACCCUCACUAUCAGUAGAGCUGCUGAGUCUGACCAGGGUCAGUACUGGUGUGAAGGGAACAGAGUGUCUAGACCCACAUCUUCACAACCAGGUGAUCCUGUCACUCUCACUGUAGAAGGUCUGCCCAAAGCUACACUGACUGUAGAACCAAAUCCUGUGUUCCCUGGAGAGACAGUUACUCUGACGUGUUCAGUAGAGUCUGACAGUAUCUGGAGCUAUAAGUGGUACAAAGACAGGAAUGAUAAUGUAGUAUCCCAGUCUGGCAGACACACUAUAACAGGAGACACUCUCACCAUCAAUGGAGCAACAGUGAAUGAGGGUCCCUACUGGUGUCAGGGAGAGAGAGACUCCAGACCCACUUCUUCAUCCAUCAGUGACCCUGUCACUAUCACUGUCAAUGCUCUGCCUACAGCCUUAGUGAAGAUAGUCACUCCACAGGGUCUCCUCUACCCUGGAGAGACAGUCACUCUGCGGUGUGACAUAUCAGACUACACAGACUGGACGUACCGCUGGUUCAGAAACAAUGAAGAGCCUCCCAUUCAGACCAGAAAAACCAUCACCAUCUCUCUCCCUGACCAGGCUGGUCAGUACAGGUGUGCUGGGAAGAGGAGAGAUCGACCCCAGAAGUCAUGUCGCAGCUCAGCUCUCCCCAUCAUCAUCACUGCUCUUCCCAAAACUACUCUGACUAUAGAGCCAAACCCUGCAUUCACUGGAGAGAAAGUCACUCUGAAGUGUUCAGUGAGGUCUUACAGUAUCUGGAGCUAUAAGUGGUACAAAGACAGGAAUGAUAAUGUAGUAUCCCAGUCUGGCAGACACACUAUAACAGGAGACACUCUCACCAUCAAUGGAGCAACAGUGAAUGAGGGUCCCUACUGGUGUCAGGGAGAGAGAGACUCCAGACCCACUUCUUCAUCCAUCAGUGACCCUGUCACUAUCACUGUCAAUGCUCUGCCUGUGGCCUCAGUGAGUGUCUCUUCUCAGGGUCUCCUCUACUCUGGAGAGACAGUCAGUCUGCAGUGUGUCAUACCAGGCUACACAGACUGGAGGUACUACUGGUACAAAAACAACCAACACCUUCCUGAUGAGACCAGUAAAGUCAUAUAUAUCACCAUCCCCAUCACUCAGACUGGCCAGGCUGGUCAGUACUGGUGUGAAGGGAACAGAGUGUCUAGACCCACAUCUUCACUACCAAGUGAUCCUGUCACUCUCACUGUAAAAGCUCUGCCUACAGCCUUAGUGAAGAUAGUCACUCCACAGGGUCUCCUCUACCCUGGAGAGACAGUCACUCUGCGGUGUGACAUAUCAGACUACACAGACUGGACGUACCGCUGGUUCAGAAACAAUGAAGAGCCUCCCAUUCAGACCAGAAAAACCAUCACCAUCUCUCUCCCUGACCAGGCUGGUAAGUACCAGUGUUUUGGGACGAGGAGAGAUCGGCCCCAGAAGUCAUAUCGCAGCUCAGCUCUCCCCAUCAUCAUCACUGCUCUUCCCAAAACUACUCUGACUGUAGAGCCAAACCCUGCAUUCACUGGAGAGACAGUUACUCUGACGUGUUCAGUGAGGUCUUACAGUAUCUGGAGCUAUAAGUGGUUCAAAGACAGGAAUGAUAAUGUAGUAUCCCAGUCUGGUUACAGUGACAUUGGAGUCUCUCACAUCAGUAGAGCUGAUGUAUCUGACCAGGGUCAGUACUGGUGUGAAGGGAACAGAGUGUCUAGACCCACAUCUUCACAACCAGGUGAUCCUGUCACUCUCACUGUAGAAGAUUAUCAGCCAAAGACCACACUGACUUCAGACAAAGAGAACAUAUUCACAGGAGACAGAGUGACACUGAGCUGUACUGUAGAGUCUCCUGGAUGGAAGUUUUACUGGUACAGACACAGACCAGACUCUACACCAGUAACCACAACCUCUGGAUACUCCUACACACUCAGCUGGGUCAGUGUCUCUGAUGGAGGACAGUACUGGUGCAGAGCUGGGAGAGGAGACCCAGUCUACUACACCCUGUACAGUGACCCAGUCCAGAUAAACAUUACUGAUCAACCUCAACCUGUCCUGAGUAUCUCUUCUCAGUGGCUGAACCCUGGAGACUCAGUGACUCUGAGCUGUGAAGUUGACAAGACGUCUAUAGUCUGGAGGUUCUCCUGGUACAGGACUGUUCCCUACAGAGCUGGGUUACCCUCCCUAUCAGACAAGUCUUACUCUCUACAGCCCCUAUCUGACAAUGUGACUAGUGAAGACUCCUACACUCAGAUCCCUGCCGGUCCUACUCCCACAGGAGGAUAUGUGUGUAGAGCUGGGAGAGGAGACCCAGUCUAUGAUACAUUCUACAGUGAACCUCAGUUUCUCUGGUCAGGAGAUCUGCAGCCUUCAGCGUCUCUUACAGUAAAUCCCAACACAACUCAACAUUUUACAUCAAAGUCUCUCUCACUGAUCUGUGAGCUGAAGGGGAACUCUACUGGAUGGAGACUGAAGAGACACACAGAGACAGCACGGCGGUCAGAAUGUCCAUCUACCUGGAGAUCAAUAACAGAAUCCACCUGCACCAUCACAUCAUUGACAACAUGGCACAGUGGAGUGUUCUGGUGUGAGUCUGGAUCAGGAGAGAACAGUAAUGCUGUCAACAUCACAGUAAAUGAUGGUGAUGUGAUCCUGGAGAGUCCUGUCCAUCCUGUGACUGAAGGAGACUCUGUGACUCUGACCUGUACAUUUAGACAUCAGGGAACAAAUCCUAAACUCAAGACUGAUUUCUACAAAGAUGGAACACUCAUCAAGAAUGAGACCACAGGAGAGAUGACCAUCCCUAUAGUAUCCAAGUCAGAUGAAGGAUUCUAUAAGUGUAAAUCUGAUGAAGGAGAAUCACCAGAGAGCUGGGUGACAGUGAGAGUCUCUCCAGUCGUAUCUCCUGGAUCCUCUACAUCAGUCCUAGUAUUAGUGGUUGUGGGUCUGCUUGUUGCUGGUGUUCUACUGGUCAUUCUCCUGGUCCUGCUGGUGAGAUAUCAAAACAGAAAAGGUUCCUGUUUCAACAGAAUAUUCUGGCCCCCUCAGCCCCAGAGAACCAACCAGGACCCCCAACAGGACCAAGGAUCUACCCAGGGUCAGGCUCCUGAUACUGUUUAUACAUGUCUACAUGGUGACACUAACAUCUACGACACAAUCAAUUCCUCAGACAACAAUGAUAAUGAUGUUGCUGGUGCUUCUGCUGCUGGACCAAGUCAUGUGACUUACGCCCAGAUUCAACUGAAAAAGUUGGACAAAAAAAAGAAAGAAAAGAGAAAUUAUCCUAAAGAAAAUCCAGUCUACUCUGAGGUGAAGACAGGGAAAGCCACAGCAGCAGCUGGACGUUUUGAUGUGACCUAUGCUGAGGUUGACCUCCAAAAGAGGGCCAAAGCCAAGAAGAAGAGAGAAACAGCAACCCCACCUGAGCCAGAAUCUGUCUAUUCUCUAGUGAAGCCAUACACAGCCCCCGCAGCAGCAAGACCUGUUGAUGUGACCUAUGCUGAGGUUGAUCUCCAAAAGAAGAACAAAGCCAAGAAGAAGAGAGAAAGAGCAACCCCACCAGAGGCAGAUUCAGUCUAUUCUCGAUUGAAGCCACGCUAAUGCCCCGGUCCUUGAGGGAGAUGGAGGGA